Prionailurus viverrinus (fishing cat) is the source of this 1707-nucleotide messenger RNA. RefSeq names its product protein phosphatase, Mg2+/Mn2+ dependent 1J (gene PPM1J). Gene Ontology annotation, biological process: protein dephosphorylation. The transcript has 10 exons. Gene Ontology annotation, molecular function: protein serine/threonine phosphatase activity. The record is from RefSeq and is a predicted model, not a curated record. Bases 19 to 1536 code for a protein of 505 amino acids. Lineage: Eukaryota; Metazoa; Chordata; Mammalia; Carnivora; Felidae.
GCGGGGCAGGGAGGCAGCAUGCUAAGCCGGGUGCGCUCGGCCGUGGCGCACCUGGUGAGCUCCGGGGGCGCCCCGCCUCCGCGCCCCAAGUCCCCAGACCUGUCCAACGCGCCCUCCGCGCAGCCUGCCGUCCCUCCAGAAGCGCCCAGGAGCCCUCCGGCGAGGGCUGGGAGCGGGAGCUCGGCGCCCGCGAAGACAGUAGAGGCUCGAGCGAGCUUCUCCCGACCGACCUUUCUGCAGCUGAGCCCAGGGGGGCUGCGACGCGCUGACGACCACGCUGGCCGGGCUGUGCAAAGCCCCCCGGACACCGGCCGUCGCCUGCCCUGGAGCACGGGCUACGCCGAGGUCAUCAAUGCUGGCAAAAGCCGGCACAAUGAGGACCAGGCUUGCUGUGAAGUGGUGUAUGUGGAAGGUCGGAGGAGUGUUUCAGGGGUACCUAGGGAGCCUAGCCGAGGCCAGGGACUCUGCUUCUACUACUGGGGCCUGUUUGAUGGGCAUGCAGGGGGCGGAGCUGCCGAAAUGGCCUCCAGGCUCCUUCAUCGCCACAUCCGGGAGCAGCUAAAAGACCUGGUAGAGAUACUCCAGGACCCCUCGCCACCUCCCCUCUGCCUCCCGUCUACCCCAGGGGCCGCAGGUUCCUCCGAUCCUUCUCACUUGGUUGGUCCUCAGUCCUGCUGGUCUUCGCAGAAGGAAGUGACCCAUGAGAGCCUGGUAGUGGGGGCGAUUGAGAAUGCCUUCCAGUUUAUGGAUGAGCAGAUGGCCCGGGAGCGGCACGGCCACCAAGUGGAGGGGGGCUGCUGUGCACUGGUUGUAGUCUACUUGCUAGGCAAGGUGUAUGUGGCCAAUGCAGGUGACAGCAGAGCCAUCAUUGUCCGGAAUGGUGAAAUCAUUCCAAUGUCCCGGGAGUUCACCCCGGAGACUGAGCGCCAGCGUCUUCAGCUGCUUGGCUUCCUGAAACCAGAGCUGCUAGGUGGUGAAUUCACCCACCUUGAGUUCCCCCGCAGAAUUCAGCCCAAGGAGCUGGGGCAGAGGAUGCUGUACCGGGACCAGAACAUGACCGGCUGGGCCUACAAAAAGAUCGAGCUGGAGGAUCUCAGGUUUCCUCUGGUCUGUGGGGAGGGCAAAAAGGCUCGAGUGAUGGCCACCAUUGGGGUGACCCGGGGCUUGGGAGACCACAACCUCAAGGUCUGCAGCUCCACUCUGCCCAUCAAGCCCUUCCUCUCCUGCUUCCCUGAGGUACGAGUGUAUGACCUGACACAGUAUGAACACUGCCCGGAUGAUGUGCUAGUCCUGGGAACAGAUGGGCUGUGGGAUGUCACCAGUGACUGUGAGGUAGCUGCCACUGUGGACAGGGUGCUGUCGGCCUAUGAGCCCAAUGACCCCAGCAGGUACACGGCUCUGGCCCAAGCUCUGGUCCUGGGGGCCCGGGGCACCCCCCGGGACCGUGGCUGGCGUCUCCCCAACAACAAGCUGGGUUCCGGGGAUGACAUCUCGGUCUUCGUCAUCCCCCUGGGAGGGCCAGGCAGUUACUCCUGAGGGGCUCAGCCCUGACCCUGCCCCCACCAUCCUAGCCUCUCCAUGCUUACCCUCUGCCAACCCAAAUCAGAAGUUGUCUCCCUGACCUUCUUUAGUGCCAACUUAACUGAAGAAGGGGUGUCAGUUAGAUCCAGAAUUAUAGCUAAUGGCAAAUAAACCACAUGGAUAAAA